Messenger RNA from Mucor mucedo, 452 nucleotides. RefSeq lists its product as uncharacterized. The coding region runs from base 17 to 226 and encodes 69 amino acids. The record is from RefSeq and is a predicted model, not a curated record. The transcript has 2 exons. Lineage: Eukaryota; Fungi; Mucoromycota; Mucoromycetes; Mucorales; Mucoraceae.
CUUGUCUAUUUUCAACAUGACUCCAUUAACAAAAUACUAUGCAAAGAUUUUUGGCGUGGGCUUAGCCAUUGGUGGUGCAAUGGAAGUCUUAUUAAUCAAGAGUAAUUACUAUCAAAUGUUGGCUGCUUCAGAAGCCAAGCAGAACAUGAAGGAUCUCGUACAGGAACAGGAAGACUUGGAACGUUACCAACGCAUGAAAGCUGCUGCUAGUUCUUCUUCUUCCUAAAACUCACUCGUGUUUACAUUUACCCUUCUCCCCUUUUUAUUUUUAUUUUUGCAGAAACCUGUAAGGAGCUAUUCGCAUAACAAUAAAAUGCUCUCCUUUUAUUUAAUUAGAAAAUAGUUUCGGACACAGUACAAAUUUGGAAUUUCAGUGUCUUUUUCAUAAACAGUUGGUCGGUAGGGAGAGUCUUUUAUGCAUUACCUGUCAAAAAAACUAGGCUCGAGAGGUG